AUGUCAAAAUGGUCAAAUCUAGAGCGAGACUUGUUUACAUACAUGUCAGUCUUGUCAGUCUCAUGUAUCGUUCCUUGUAUCUUGACUUUCAUACUGAUGUUCAUACCAGCCGCUUCAUUUCCGUCCAGAGUCCUCUUUUCUGAACCAUUCUUCUCUUCCAAAGCACUGAUGUCCAUUCCGGAUCUUUGGUUUCUUUUCUUUCUGGAGCUCUUCUGGAUGAGAAAGCCAGGUUCCAAUAGGGCACCGCCCAGUUCCAAUAGGGCACCGCCCAGUUUCAAUAGGGCACCGCUCAGUUCCAAUAGGGCACCAUCCACAUCCUCGGUUUCCCGUGGCUGGAGAUUCAAAAGCGGGCCCGGCACAAUGUCCAAGUCGACGAUUCGGUCCGUCUUGACACUGAUAGGAACCGACGGCGACGGAUCGACGUCAAGGCCAAGGUCCAAGCCGGGCAACGGCGACGCCACCAGCGGCAGGAGAGCAGACCCUUCUGAUCUGCCGCCAGAAGAUCCCAAACCUGAAGAUCCUAGACCGGAUUGUCCUGAUUUUCCUGACUUUGCCGCCUCGGGAUUUCCCACGCCAGGUGACGCCAGUGCCACGCGCGACACAGAGGGCGCGCGCGCAAAGCCGGGCGCGGCGGCCAGCGCCACGCGAAACGGCCGGAGCGGCGCGCGCGAAACGCGCGCGCUCACGGCGCGCCACGGCACGAGCAUGGCGUUGAACGCCGGCGCCACCGUCUCGCUGCGCACGGCGCCCGCCGCAUGCGCCGCCUGA
Molecule: messenger RNA, 768 nt
Organism: Clavispora lusitaniae ATCC 42720
Lineage: Eukaryota; Fungi; Ascomycota; Pichiomycetes; Serinales; Metschnikowiaceae
Source: RefSeq, a predicted model, not a curated record